UAUUUUCACAAUCUGGAAGCCGGCCAACAAAAGAGGCGAUUGAUUGUUGGGCUAGCAGUAUCGGGAAAGGAAAGGCAAGGAAAAGCGAAAGAUUGAAAAGAUCUUCUCUUCAUUUUUCGAGUCAGUGCGAGUCGAGUGAAGUGGCAGCGUUGUUAUCAGUGACGUGUAAAUAUCGAAAUCCCAUUAGUUUUCGGUUUUCCGCCACCAUCGGCGAAUUGGAUUCGACUUCCGGAGUAUCGCUGUUUUGUUCUCGUGUGCCCGCGGUUCGGAUGAUGGAUCAUGCCAAGAGUCGGGGGCGAAAGCCCUCCGCUAACGUGGUAAAGCAACAGGGAGAGUCAAAAUCCUACCGGGUUCAUUUGUCUCUGGCUCUGUUUUUGGUUAUACUUUGGCUUUCUCUGCCGACAUUAUGCGAUGGACACGAACAUGGUCAUCAUCACCACCAUCAUGAUGAAAAUCCAAGCUUUAAGUAUUCAAGACAGGCAAAUCAGAUGUACCAAGAAGCAGAUCAUGAUCAUGAUCAUGGACAUCAUCACCAUGAUCAUGGGCAUCAUCAUCAUCACGAUCAUGAGCAUCAUCAUGAUCAUGGACAUCAUAAUCAUGACCACCAUCAUCACGAUCAUGGUGGUCAUCCCAAAAUUAAAGAAGGAAAUGAAAAACCUCCAGUCGAUACAUUCUACAUUUGGGUCCACUCGAUCAGCUCGACGCUGCUCAUCAGUGCGGCACCUUUCUUUAUCCUGUUCGCCAUUCCCCUGGACAACACCGAAGAAAUGCAGCCCCGUUUGAAAACCCUGCUAGCGUUCGCUUCCGGCGGUUUGCUGGGGGAUGCGUUCCUGCAUCUCAUUCCGCACGCCAUUCAACCGCACAGCCACGGUGAACACGAUCAUCAUGACCACGGCCAUGGACACAGCCAUCAUCACGAUGAGGAAGGUCACAGCCAUGGCCACGAUAUGCGAGUUGGGCUCUGGGUACUGGCCGGAAUAAUUGCCUUUUUGGCCGUGGAAAAAAGUGUCCGUUUGAUAAAGAAGGAUGCCGCCGGAGGACAUGGCCACAGCCACGGUGGAGCGCCCAAGAAAGCAAAGUCAUCCCCACCGGCAUCGCCGUCGAAGAAGAAGGACUCGGCCAAACAAUCGGGCUCCGGAGAUGGUGCUAGCAGCAAGAAAAAGCCCGAGGAAACCAACAAGGGCAAAGGUGCGGUGGUGAAGAAAGAACCGAAAAAAGAUCAAAUCAAAAUUGCCGGCUAUCUCAACCUGGCAGCCGAUUUCACUCAUAAUUUCACCGAUGGUCUGGCCAUCGGAGCAUCCUAUCUGGCCGGUAACAGCAUCGGCAUAGUGACGACCAUUACCAUUUUGCUGCACGAGGUGCCCCACGAAAUCGGAGAUUUCGCUAUUCUGGUCAAAUCGGGAUGCUCCAAAAAGAAAGCCAUGCUGCUGCAACUGACCACGGCCAUCGGAGCGCUGGCCGGAACUGUGAUAGCCCUGCUAGGUAGUGGCAGUGAUGCUGCCGAGUCCUGGGUACUUCCGUUCACGGCCGGUGGUUUCAUCUACAUCGCCACUGUUUCCGUUAUUCCCGAGCUACUGGAAGAAUCCACCAAGCUGUGGCAGUCGCUGAAAGAAAUCACCGCCCUGCUAGCGGGUGUUGGAAUGAUGGUAAUUAUUGCGCAAUUUGAAUAGAUUCUUUUUGUGAACGUUGAUUUCUCCUUUGCUCCUCGAUAACUUAAACUAUCUUAUGUGUGUAAUUCAAUAUGUUCGUGAUUGAUGCGCGGCACGUUUUUAACGAUAUGGGACUUUGUUGUCUCGUGUUCGAGAUGCUGAGAUGAUGAUGGUUAGAAGAAGUUCGAUUAAUAUAAUCUAUUUUUUCCUAUAGUUGGUGAGAUUUACACAAUGUUUAAACAUAUGCAAAUAAAACAUACAAAUACUAAGCUAGAUUCAAUUUCAGAACAAUUUCAACAAAGUGUGUAAGAUAGACGUAUAACGCGCGGAAAUAAAUAUAUCUAUUACCUACUAAUUCAA
Messenger RNA from Uranotaenia lowii, 2009 nucleotides. RefSeq names its product protein catecholamines up (gene Catsup). Gene Ontology annotation, biological process: zinc ion transmembrane transport; intracellular zinc ion homeostasis. Gene Ontology annotation, molecular function: zinc ion transmembrane transporter activity. Lineage: Eukaryota; Metazoa; Arthropoda; Insecta; Diptera; Culicidae. The coding region runs from base 270 to 1670 and encodes 466 amino acids. The transcript is spliced from 4 exons. Gene Ontology annotation, cellular component: membrane. The record is from RefSeq and is a predicted model, not a curated record.